This is a messenger RNA of Dalotia coriaria, 948 nucleotides long. RefSeq names its product farnesol dehydrogenase-like. The transcript is spliced from 4 exons. Gene Ontology annotation, molecular function: oxidoreductase activity. NCBI's taxonomy places the organism in Eukaryota, Metazoa, Arthropoda, Insecta, Coleoptera, Staphylinidae. The record is from RefSeq and is a predicted model, not a curated record. Bases 126 to 878 code for a protein of 250 amino acids.
GAAUUAAACACAAUCAUCAAUUCAACGAGGUAUAUAAAUAGCUUGCGCAGGCGAAAACUACGCAUAUUCUCAUUCGUGAACAGAUUACCAGCAGGUUUAUACCAGUGUAAUAAUAAAAUCUUAACAUGGAGCGUUGGUGUGGAAAAACUGCGAUUGUGACUGGAGCAAGUUCCGGGAUUGGUGAAGCCAUUGCUGAAGCUUUAGUCAAAGCAGGAAUGCAGGUUGUUGGUUUCGCCCGUCGUGUAGAACGCGUCCAAGCAAACGCCGCCAAACUCACCAACUGCACCGGAAAACUCCACGCUGUAAAAUGUGACAUCCGUUGCGAAGAAGAAGUCUGCAAGGCUUUCGACUGGACCACAAAGAACGUCGGAGUUGUCCACGUGCUCGUCAAUAACGCCGGCGUCCUUCAUCCGACCAACUUGAUCGCUGGCGAGGCCGAAAAGUGGCGCGCCGUGUUGGAAACCAAUGUUUUCGGUCUCUGCGUGGCCCAAAGAGAAGCAUGCAAACUUAUGAUGGCCCAUAACGUCGCAGGACACAUUAUCAACAUCAACAGUAUCGCCGGACAAUGUAAUCUGUAUUUCCCAACGUUGAAUGUUUACGGAGCUAGUAAACAUGCAGUGACGAAUAUUUGUGAUUGUCUAAGACAAGAAUUGACUGCUAAUAAGUCACCUAUCAAGGUCACGAGUAUUAGUCCAGGAGCUGUCAAAACUGAAAUUUUGACAGAAGAAAUAUUCCCACCGGAAAUGCGUGAGAUGUUCAAGAGUAUGCCAAUGAUGGAGAGCAAGGACAUUGCUGACGCAGUUUUAUACACAUUGGGAACACCGCCAAGUGUUAUGGUCAACGAAAUUACGUUGAGACCUGUUGGUUCAAUUCAUUAAAUUGAAACAAAUCGUUGAAACUAAAAUUAUACUUUGGUUUAUAUUCAAUAAAAAAUGUUUAUUAACUUUU